CACUACUCGAAGAGCGGCGUCGUGACCGAGUCGCGCAAGUCCGCCGAGGUCGACCAGAUCUGGGGCGACCGCCAGCCCUUCCACGGCGACGACAAGCCAUGGGACGUGCGCGUCGACACGGUCCUCACAGAGCCCGAGGACCAGGUCAAGAACUGGGUGCAGUCGUUCUGCGUCUUGUGCUCGAACGGCUGCGCCGUCGACGUCGCGGUCAAGGACGGCGAGCUCGUCGGCAUGAAGGGCCGAGCCGUCGACCGCAUCAACAAGGGCAGGCUUGGACCGAAAGGCAUGUACGGCUGGGUGUCGAUGAAGGCCGAGGACCGCCUCAAGACGCCGCAAAUCCGCAACGUCGAGACGGGCCAGCUUGAGCCGGCGACGUGGGACGAGGCGCUCAGCCUCAUGGUCGAGAAGGCCAAAGGCCUCGUCAAGGAGUUCACGCCCCACUCGAUCGCCUUCUACACUUCUGGCCAGCUCAUGCUCGAGGAAUAUCACUCGUUGGCGCUCCUCGGCAAGGCCGGCUUCGGCACCCUGCACAUGGACGGCAACACGCGCCUGUGUACGGCGACAGCGGCAGCCGCAAUGCGCGAGUCGUUUGGCUGCGACGGCCAGCCGGGCAGCUACGUCGACUUUGACCACUGCGACACGCUCUUCAUGGUCGGGCACAACAUGGCGGCGACGCAGACCGUCCUGUGGUCCCGCAUCCUCGACCGUCUCGCCGGCCCGAAUCCUCCUUUCCUCAUCGUCGCCGACCCGCGCCGUACGUCGGUCGGCCACGCCGCCGUCGAGAACGGCGGGAUCCACCUGCCCGCUCGUGUCGGGACCAACCUGUGCCUCCUCAACGGCAUCCUCAAGAUCCUGCUCGACAGCGACGAGUUCCACGACAGCGACUUCAUCUCCAAGCACACGAUCGGCAUCGACGCUCUGCGCGAGACGGUCAAGGACUACCCUGUCGAGCGCGUGUCCGAGAUCACGGGCGUCGACGCCGAGCUCAUCCAGCAGGCCGCCGAGAAGAUCGGGCGCAGCAAGCGGCACGUGUCGACGUGCCUGCAGGGCGUCUACCAGUCGAACCAGGCGACGGCGUCGGCGUGCGCGGUCAACAACAUCCACUUGGUCAAGGGCGCGAUCGGCAAGGAGGGUGCGACCGUGUUCCAGUUCAACGGUCAGCCAACGGCUCAGAACAACCGGGAGUGCGGCUGCAACGGCGAGUUUCCCGGGUUCAGGAACCCGUCCAACCCGGCGCACAUGCAGGAGCUCGCCGACCGGUGGAACAUCGACGUCAAGACGCUCCCGCACUACGGCCAGCCGACGCACAUCAUGAGCCUGCUCAAGUUCAUCGAGAACGGGUCGAUCAAGAUGCUCUGGAUCUCGGGCACCAACCCCGCCGUCUCGAUGCCUGAGCUCGCCCGUAUUCGCCGCAACCUCGCCAGCAAGGACCUGUUCGUCGUCGCGCAGGACAUUUUCCCGACCGAGACGACGGCGCUCGCCGACGUCGUGCUGCCGGCGGCCCAGUGGGCCGAGAAGACGGGCUGCGGCACCAACGCCGACCGCACCGUCCACCUGUCGCACCAGGCCGUCAAGCCUCCCGGCGAGGCGUGGACCGACAUGAAGAUCUUCUCCGAGUUUUCGCGCCGCAUGGACUUCAAGGACAAGGACGGCAACCCGCUCAUCCCGUGGACCGACGACGCCGAGGCGGCGUUCAACCACUGGAAGUACACGAGCAAGGGUCGUCCCGUCGAUUAUUCCGGGAUGAGCUACGAGAAGCUCACCGGCGGCAGCGGCGUCCAAUGGCCCUGCAACGACGAGCACCCUGACGGCUGCGAGCGGCUCUACACCGACUUCCAGUUCCCGACGACGCUUGACACGGUCGAGAGCUACGGCCACGACCUGUUCACGGGCACGGUCAUCUCGCCGCAAGAGUUCAAGGCCCUGAACCCGAACGGGCGCGCGAUCCUCAAGGCGUGCCACUACCACCCGCAGGAGGAGUUCGUCUCGGACGACUACCCGUUCCGCCUCAUCACCGGCCGUGUCGUGCACCACUUCCACACGCGCACCAAGACGGGCCGGUCCAAGGAGCUCGAGGACGCCGCACCCGACGUGUUUGUCCAGAUCUCGGACGCCGACGCCGCCGAGCUCGGCAUCGAGUCGGGCGACAUGAUCCUCGUCGAGUCGGCGCGAGGCUCGCUCGAGGGCCCGGCCAAGGUCGGCGAGAUCGCUCGAGGCGACGUCUUUGUGCCGUUCCACUACGGCUCGGCCGACCAGGACAACGAGGGCGGCAAGAAGAUGCGCUCGCGCGCCGCCAACGAGUUGACGCUGUCGGCGUGGGACUUUGUCUCGAAGCAGCCGACGUUCAAGGGCGGCGCCGUGCGCAUCAAGAAGGUCGACGGCGUGCAGAUUCACGCCGUGUCGGGCCAGUACAAGGCCGAGCAGGACCGUGCGAGCGCACACAAGGGCGAGGGCCUCACCGAGCACAAGAAGGAGGACCACCACCGGCACCUCGAGGACGCGAUCGGCGAGUACGACGUGUUCAGCAAGGCCGUCCUCGACAAGAUGCUCGAGCUGGCCAAGACGCACGCCGACGAGAUGGAGCUCCGCCUCGGCCUCAAGCUGCACCACAAGCUGUGUGCGCAAGCCUCGGAGCGGCUGCAGCCCGUCAUCGACAAGUACGGCGAGGACGCGACGCAGGCCAAGACGGACGUCGAGACGAUCGUCAAGGCGCUCUUCCCCCGUCACCGCCUCGGCAGCAAGCAGUUCCAGGUCAUGUCCGACUUCACCGGGUUCCAGACGCUCCUCUCGCACCUCAUCGGGUGGCUGCACGUCCUCGCGCCGUCCCUCUUAGCGCUCCACGACGAAGAGUCGAACAAGCUCGUCCUCGCCGCGUCGCACCUGUUCGAGCAGGCUCGUGCGUGGGCAAACGACCACAACAAGGUGGCGGCGCCGCAGGCGCUCAUCGUGCCCGUCGUUCGGCACCCGGACCCGCCGCACUGAGCCUCUUGUCAGCCAUCCUCUCUCUUUUCCUCUCUUGCACACCGUCUCUCUCUGCAGUACGAACUGUCUGUCUCUCUGUAUCCCUCC
Rhodotorula graminis WP1 is the source of this 3069-nucleotide messenger RNA. RefSeq lists its product as uncharacterized. The coding region runs from base 232 to 2982 and encodes 916 amino acids. The record is from RefSeq and is a predicted model, not a curated record. The transcript has 23 exons. Gene Ontology annotation, molecular function: oxidoreductase activity; molybdopterin cofactor binding. NCBI's taxonomy places the organism in Eukaryota, Fungi, Basidiomycota, Microbotryomycetes, Sporidiobolales, Sporidiobolaceae.